Molecule: messenger RNA, 1682 nt
Organism: Vigna radiata var. radiata (mung bean)
Lineage: Eukaryota; Viridiplantae; Streptophyta; Magnoliopsida; Fabales; Fabaceae
Product: COBW domain-containing protein 1
Exons: 10
Coding region: 1-1356 (451 amino acids)
Cellular component (GO): cytoplasm
Source: RefSeq, a predicted model, not a curated record
AUGUCUUCUUUAACUUUCACGGAGGUAGCAUCCAGCUUCUUCAGCCUCGCUUACCGCAAUCCCAAACCUUUCACGCUCUCACUUCAAACCACUCUCCUCCCUCUUCUACGCAGAACAACCACUCGUUCCCAAUCUCUAACCUGCUCUCUCUCCGCACCAUUCCCUCUCAGACCCGCUCGCCGCUUCACCGUCGCCGCCACCACCGCUGCGCCGCCUCAUUCCGAGGACUCCGACGUUUCCACCGUAAUUCCCCCUGACAAUCGCAUUCCGGCAACCAUCAUCACCGGCUUCCUCGGUUCCGGCAAGACGACACUGCUGAACCAUAUUCUGACAGCGGAGCAUGGAAAGCGCAUUGCGGUUAUUGAGAAUGAGUUUGGUGAAAUUGAUAUAGAUGGCUCUUUGGUCGCGGCAAAAGCUGCUGGUGCUGAAGAUAUUAUGAUGCUGAACAAUGGCUGUCUUUGCUGUACUGUGAGGGGUGAUCUUGUCCGAAUGAUUUCUGAAUUAGUUGCUAAGAAGAAAGGAAAGUUUGACCAUAUUGUUAUUGAGACUACAGGUUUGGCGAAUCCAGCGCCAAUAAUCCAGACCUUUUAUGCGGAGGAAAAUAUUUUUAAUGAAGUCAAAUUGGAUGGCGUUGUUACUCUAGUUGAUGCAAAGCAUGCUGGUUUUCAUCUUGACGAGGUUAAGCCAAAAGGUGUGGUCAAUGAGGCUGUGGAACAAAUUGCAUAUGCGGAUCGUAUUAUCGUAAAUAAGACUGACCUAGUUGGUGAACCAGAUAUUGCUUCUUUGGUCCAGCGGAUAAGGAAAAUAAACAGCUUGGCCAACUUAAAGCGGACAGAAUAUGGAAAAGUUAACUUGGAUUAUGUUCUUGGCAUUGGGGGCUUUGAUUUGGAGAGGAUUGAGAAUUCCAUUAAUGAUGAAGGUGCAAAAGAAGAUCAUGACCAUAGCCAUGACCACGAGCACGAGCACCACGACCAUGGGCAUGAGCACCAUGACCAUGAUCAUCACCAUGACCACAAGCAUGAACACCAUGAUCACCACUCUCAUGAUCAUACUCACGAUCCUGGUGUGUCAUCCGUCAGCAUAGUUUGUGAAGGGAGCUUAGACCUUGAGAAGGCUAACAUGUGGCUUGGUAACUUGUUACUGGAUCGGAGUGAAGACAUUUAUAGGAUGAAGGGUCUUCUAUCUGUUGAAGGAAUGAACGAGAGAUUUGUCUUUCAGGGAGUUCAUGACAUAUUUCAAGGAUCACCUGAGAGGUUGUGGGGUGCGGAUGAACCAAGGAUAAACAAAAUUGUAUUCAUUGGGAAAAACUUGGAUGGUAAGGAAUUGGAAAAAGGAUUCAAGGCAUGUUUAAUAUGAUACGAAGAAACUGCAUACACUGCUUUGAAGUAUGUAUCUCUCCGUUGCCCAUUGAUGCACGUUGAAGCUAUGAGUAUGCCGAUAUACCACUUAGACCGUCCAGAUAUAUAUUGUGAAGAAUGUUCCAUUUUUACAUUCAGUUUUACUUGGUUCUUCAAAUGUGACUGAGUUUUAACUUAUUUUUCCUUGGUUGUUUCAUGAGCUUAAAUUUUGUUAAGAAGAAUCAUCCGAGAACAUUGAACUUGUACAGAUCAAAGAACCUUGAUAAAAAUUAAUGAGAACAUGAAUAUAUUCAUGUAAGCAAUAGAUGUUAGACCUACUAAAAA